Messenger RNA from Nylanderia fulva, 2679 nucleotides. RefSeq lists its product as uncharacterized. Lineage: Eukaryota; Metazoa; Arthropoda; Insecta; Hymenoptera; Formicidae. The record is from RefSeq and is a predicted model, not a curated record.
AAGACUCGAACAAAAAUAAAGGAGAUUGGUUUAUGUUUUUCAUAGUUUUUCUCAUAAGAUGCUUUCGCAACACUUUAUGGAACAUUUAUUUUCUAUGAAAUGAAAGUAAAGAGAGGAAAAGUAUAUAUCAGUAAAUUUCAAACUUCCUGGCAGGAAGAGUCGUCAAUCUUGCUCGAUCUUGUACGAUGAUGCUUUAUUCGUGAACUCCAUUUUAAUGUUCUUUCGAAUUGCGGUGAAUAAUUUACGACGUUUUCCCAUCUUCUAUCGUGUGAUUGUGAAACUUGGGUGAUAAUUUAUGUAGAUAUACUACGUAGCGCGUGAAGUUGAGCUCAUCAAAAUGCAAUAAAAUAUAGCGCUUUUGCGCCGCAAUUAACCUCUCAUUGACCUUUUUUUUAUCUAUGAGCUACAACACGCCCACGAUUUCUAUCUACUACGCAGCGCGAUAGCCUUUCGACAAGUCUUUCUUCUCUUAACUAUGUAUGACUUUCUUUAACUAUGUAUGCGGACUCGCAUUUACGUAUAUAAAACUCGGUAUUCUCGGUGUUUACCAACAUUGUUCAUAAAACAGAUCAAGUACGUUCGCGUGGAAUACGACUUGACAUUUUUGAAUGAGCAAGCAGCUUCCAUAAUGUCGUCGACAAUAAUACAAUUUUACUUAAUGAUGUUGACGGCGACAAAAAGCAUGACAGACGCGUACAGGAUCGCGUCGACGGGAUCGACAGAAAGCGAAAACCUGAAGAUAAUUUUGAAUUACAUUCGAAGCAAUCAGGAAUUUUGCCCAUCAACAUUUUCUCUUGUUUUUCCCGACAUUCGAUCCAGCUUUGUAGAUCUCGUGUCCAAAUACGUAGCGAGCGAGUCGAUUGUCAGCUACAAGAUCACGAUAAAUGACCUCAUCUUGCAUAGAUACACGUGGCAAAAUCGCGUCGACCUCACCUGGAUCUUCAUCGUCGACGAUAUCGAUGUCUUGCAAUUUUUCGUGCGUGAACAGAGCUACAUAUGGAAGGCCACAAAUCAGUAUUUGAUGAUCAUCACCGCUCCGAUCUCAUUGGUAUCGUCGCCCGAGCUCUUUCAGACUAUUUGGAAAACUUACAACGUCUACAAAAUCAUCUUCAGCUUGAUGCAAGACGAUUUUCGAUGUCUGAGCGAGUAUCUACCCUUUGAAAAGAAUGGGCAGAACGAAUACGGCGUCGUGCGCAAUAUCUGUUUAACGAAUUGUACAAGUAACAUCGAGCUUUAUACGAACUUCGAGAAUCUAAAUGGAUAUCCUAUAUCCGUAAUCGUGUUUCGGUCUCUGACGAUGAACAUUACAUUUGACGAGAAUACGAGGACACACAAGUACAAAGGACUGGACGCGAACGCGAUGUUUCUACUAGAGAGAUCAAUGGGGGCCCAAUUUCGCAUCACUAUCGUAUUCGCCAACUUCACUGAGGGAAAGAGGCAGGACCCCUUUCAUCGUAGUCUUCAAUGUAUCGAAAACGGCAAGUCGGAGAUAAUCGUUACCAGUUUCUUUAUCCAUGAGUAUAAGGAGUAUCAAAGAUAUGAAUUUACAUCCAGCGUUUACGAGGACAAAUUGUGCCUGAUCGCCCCCACAGCUGGCUUCAUCCCCAAGUAUUACAUGCCGAUAAUGCCGUUCGCGCCUGAUUUGUGGGCGGCUCUCGCGAUUUACAACGUUCUCGUAUCCGUCUUGUGGUUCCUUAUCAAGUACUACAGCGGAUCAUUUCGCCGGCAAGAGAUCGUUCUUCUUCCCUUAAUGAAAGCGGAAUUUGUCCCUUCGCGGCGUGCGAAUAAUUUACCAUCCAGUGUACACCCUUACAUCGCGUCGUGUUUCGAUCUCGUUGAAACCUCGUGUUAUCCGUUGAAGGAGGACGUCGGAGAUCUGAGUAACACGAGCGCGUCUCAGCGUGCCUUGCUGUUCGGUACUCUCUUUUUCGGACUGAUCGUCGUCGGCCUUUACCAAAGCUAUCUCGUGUCCGGCUUGAGCAAUCCUUUCCAUUAUCCGGAGCUGAACACCCUGGAGGACGUCGCCGACUCGAAUUUUACCAUAGUUACCAAGUAUUACAACUUGCAGAUGCAUACUUUCACGGGGAACACCACUUUGAAUAAGAAGCUACGCGAUAAAACAAAGAUGAUAGUCAACGAACCGAUCAACGACAGGGUGGCCUUCGGCAGGAAGGAAAUAGCUAUCGCUCGUUACAGUUCGGUGAAACUCGGCGAUUGGUCCAGGUACUACGACGUGGAUGGCAACGAGUUACUUCAUCUAGUGGAGGAAUGCCCCAUCACUUACUCGUUGUCCUACGUGAUGAGGUUAUAUUCACCGUAUCGGGAGAGGAUCAACGGAUUGCUGUUGCGAAUGCAGGAAACGGGUCUGGUUAAUCUCUGGUAUGAAAAUAUGGCGUAUUCGACAUAUGUAGCGGAGCAGAAGAGGAAGGUGGACAAGAGUGAAAGAAAAAUUAAAUUGACUUUGGAGUAUUACUCGCUUACAUUUGUCGGACUUUCAAUCGGUUUAUUUUCCUGUACCCUCGUCUUCUUCGCGGAAUUAUAUUUCGCCAAGAAAUCGCAGUCACGCGUAAGAGCGGAUGAACAGAGUAAUUGAUCCAAUAUCGAAGAACUGAUUUCUCUGCUUCCUGCUCCCGCUGUCCUUUUAUAUUUUAAUAUUACAUUAAGGAUGCGAGAUAUGUA